Molecule: messenger RNA, 2438 nt
Organism: Lotus japonicus
Lineage: Eukaryota; Viridiplantae; Streptophyta; Magnoliopsida; Fabales; Fabaceae
Product: B3 domain-containing protein REM20-like
Exons: 7
Coding region: 419-1921 (500 amino acids)
Molecular function (GO): DNA binding
Source: RefSeq, a predicted model, not a curated record
AUUACAUGUCACAAAUUUCCAAUCACAUUCUAAAAAUAGAAAAUGAAAAAAGAGCCAAUGGUGCACAUUAUGUGUAAACAACUCACAAAGAUAGCAAAUAUGCCAAGUAAGUGAUCAUGUCCUCACAAAGGUAGCAGAAGAAGUGAAUCUAAACAAAGAAUAUGAAAUUGAAAACCACCCACCCUAUUCAGCUACCUACUACUAAAGUGGACCAAAAUCUCAUAAUGGUUCAGCUCCAGCCUCUUGCACAUAACAUUUAGAGGAAGCAUCAGAUAGGAGGAAGAAGAGGGAGAGAGUAUUUUGCUUGGGACAUUCAUCUCCAGAGAUAUCACUCAGCAAAAAGAAAAGAAAGACCUUUCUUAGUUUUGAAGCUGCUGGGCUUGCAAUAAUUUGAAUAGUGGCAUUGUUGGAUAACUGGAUGGCUGACACAACCCCCAUUUACCCUGCCUUCUUCAGAAUCUUCCUUUCAGAGCUCCACCCUGAAAGAAUGGAAGUUCCACCAGAAUUUCUGAAGUAUUUGGAAGAAGACUUUUCAACAAAUGUGAUUCUUAUAGGUUCAUCCGGUUACCGGUGGCAAGUGACCAUUUUCAAGGAUGAGAAGGUAUAUAUGCAAAAUGGUUGGCCACAGGUUCUUGCAGACAACUCAGUGAAGUCGCAGGACUUGUUGCUUUUUACAUAUAAUGGACAGAACCGAUUCCUAGUGCAAUUUUUCAGUAGCAAUGGAUGUGAGAGACAAUGCACUAAAAAAAUAAAACAUGAAGAAGCUGCCACCCCAAUCUUGGAGCAGAAAAGAAAGAGGGGAAGACCAAGAAAAGAAAAGGGACUCCCAACCAAUUUCGUCAACCAGAUGAAAGAAUGCCAUAUCAGCAAAGAAUGUAAAAGGAACUCCCAACCAGCAAAUAAGUAUCCUGACUUCUUCAAAGUUUUCCUCCCGAAACAACACUCUGAAAGAAUGCUUAUACCAAACGCUUUCAUGAUGUUGGCACGCCAACAAGGAUGGGAACCCAGGGAUCUCAUCCUUAAGAAUCUUCAUGGGAAAGUUUGGGAAGUCAAAGCACUUCCAAUCAACAGUCAAAUGUAUUUUGAUGAUGGAUGGAUGCAGUUUCGAGAAGAUAAUUGUUUAAAGGCUGCGGACUUUGUCUUUUUUACACAUGUUGGAGGUAAUGUGUUUAACUUUAAGAUCUGUGAAUCAACAGGGUGUGAAAAGACUAAGGUAAAUGUUAGUGGAGAACAAGAAAAGGAAAGGGAUGAUGUGAUAGAGCUGGAUGAGGAAGAAAAGGAAAGGGAUGAUGUGAUAGUGCUGGAUGAGGAGGAAGAAGAAGAAGAUGAUGAUGAUGAUGAUGAUGAUGAUGAUGAUGAUGAGGAUGAAGAUGAGGAGGAGGGGGAGGAAGAAGAAGAAGAAGAAUGCAAAGCAACCAUGAGGAGAAAAUCUCCUGGUAAAGCCUGCAAAGUCAACUUGAGCAGGGAGAAGGGAGGCAGUUCUGGGACCAAAGCUGAAGAUGCAGAUAUUGAUGUAGAAAUGUAUAUUCAGCCGGAUAAUCCCUACUUCAUUAAUAAACCAUGGAAAACCAAACCCAACGAUCUGCAUAUUCCAUAUACAAUCCUCAAGGACUUCUCCCCUAGGUUUGGAAAAAAAAUCACCCUUGUAUGUUGCCAGUGCCAGAAUACUCAAAGAAAUGAACUGCAAAACUACCAUCUCAGCUUGCAUCAACAACAGACACCCAUCAAUAGAUUUCGCACAGAAAAGGGAGAAGUAACUAGGUGGAAAGAUGGGCGAGUGUGUGUCAAAGGAUGGUUAUCUUUUCGCAGAAAGAACAAGAUCAAAGAAAAUGAUGCAUGCAUCUGUGAAAUUGUGUGGCAGGAAGAUCAAGAAAUAGAAAUGAUACGGGUCCAUGUAGCUAAGAAGAAAGUAUCAAAUUAGAUGUGAACUUGCGAACUUGUUUAUUAUUAAUUUCAAACUGAAAAAUAUCAUUAUGAGUUGUUGAUGAUUACAAAACAUAACAAGUGUAUCAAAGUUAUGGUUUGCUGAUGUUUGGCAUGAAUUUGUGGUCAACUACUCUAUUAGUGCAAGAUGUUUUCUUGUCUUCAAAUAGGAGGGAGACUCAAUUUUCAAUAUCAGCAUAUAUUCACUUUGGCAGCUUAUGAGAUAGAUUAUAGAGAGAAGGCAGUAGGAAAGGAGAAGCAAUACCCAGUUUCACAUGUCAUGAAAUUGAAAAUGAUUCUAGCCCUCCAUGCCCAACUUUUACUUUGAAGAGCUUGUCCAAUGAUACUUCUAGGCAUGAUUCCUUGUAACCUACAUUAACCCAAAUGCAGGUGCUUAAUGGAAAUUAAAGAACUUAAAAAAACAAAAACAAAAGAGCUGGCAGUUUUGCUGUAUGUGGAUAUGCAAGGAUAUUGAGUUUGAAUUAUCUAUUUUCAUUAAUUUUUGUAUGCUUGAU